GGGGAGCUGGGAGUGGGACCGGGGCCUGGGGGUGCCGGUACCGGGGCCUGGAGGGGCUGAGGCCUCGGAGAACCGGGCCCGGGCCCUGAAGGAGCCCAGGACCAGGCCCCGAGGCGUGUAGGGUUCGGUCCCGGUGGAGCCGUGAUGGAGCCGGAGCCGGGCCCCGCUCCCGGUGGGGCCCCGCGGCCGUACCGGUGGGACUGGGACUGCCCGGCGGCUCGGCGCAGGCUGGAGGAGCUCUACUUCCCCUGGCGGGCCUGCCCCGAGGAGAGCCGCGGCUUCUGGGCCUUCUUCGAGCGCCUGCGCCGCUUCCAGAGCCGCCGGCCGGAGCGGGAGCCGGUGUGGGACAGCGACGAGGACCAGCCACCCGCCCGCCGCCUCGGCCUGCCGCGCCGCUACCACCCCCGGCACCGCGUCAACCUGGCGGUGCCGAGCCCCGAGCCGUCACCGGGCCACCCGUGGGUGCCCCGGGAAGCCCUGAAGGAAUUCCUCGACGCCCUCCUGCUCUACUUAGACUUCGGCCAGAAGCGGAGCUUCGCCAAGCUGGCCAAGCUGCAGCGGGAGCGCGAGGCGCUGCCCAUCGCCCGGGCUCGCCGGCGGCUCCUGCGGGCCGUGGCUGAGAACCAGGUGGUGGUGGUGGCCGGCGACACCGGCUGCGGCAAGUCCACGCAGGUGCCGCAGUUCCUGCUGGCCGCCGGCUACCGCCGCGUGGCCUGCACCCAGCCGCGCCGCAUCGCCUGCGUCUCGCUGGCCAAGCGGGUGGCCUUCGAGAGCCUGCAGCAGUACGGCGACCAGGUGGGCUACCAGAUCCGCUUCGAGAGCAGCCGCUCGCCCGCCACCAGCAUCGUCUUCCUGACCGAGGGGCUGCUGCUGCGGCAGGCGCAGCGGGAGCCGGCGCUGCCCGCCUACGAGGUGAUCAUCGCCGACGAGGUCCACGAGCGGCACCUGCACGGAGAUUUCCUCCUGGGGGUCCUGCGGCGCCUGCUCCCCGCCCGGCCCGACCUGAAGCUGGUGCUGAUGUCGGCCACCAUCAACAUCCGCCUCUUCUCCGACUAUUUCGGGGGCGCCCCCGUGCUGCAGGUGCCCGGGAGGAUCUUCCCCAUCUCGGUUAUCUACGAGCCCAUCCCCAAGGAGGAGGUGGCGGCGGCGGCGGGGAAACCGGAGCGCCUGGACCCCCGGCCCUACCUGCGGGUGCUGCAGGCCAUCGACCACAAAUACCCCCCGGAGGAGCGCGGCGACCUCCUGGUUUUCCUCAGCGGGGUGGCCGAGAUCGGCGCCGUGCAGGAGGCGGCGCAGGUCUACGCCGCGCACACGCAGCGCUGGAUCGUGCUGCCCCUGCACAGCACCCUCUCCGUCAGCGAGCAGGAUAAGGUGUUUGACGUGCCACCUCCCGGCGUCCGAAAGUGCAUCCUCGCCACCAACAUCGCCGAGACCUCGGUGACCAUCGACGGCGUGCGCUUCGUGCUGGAUUCGGGGAAGGUGAAGGAGAUGAGCUACGACCCCCAGGGCAAGCUCCAGCGCCUGCAGGAGUUCUGGAUCAGCCGGGCGAGCGCCGAGCAGCGGAAGGGACGCGCGGGCAGGACGGGGCCCGGUGUCUGCUACCGGCUCUACGCCGAAUCCGACUAUGACGCCUUUUCCCCCUACCCCGUGCCGGAGAUCCAGCGGGUCGCGCUCGAUGCUCUGGUCCUCCAGGUAAAAAGCAUGGGGCUGGGCGACCCCCGGACCUUCCCCUUCCUGGAGCCCCCUCCCGCGGCCAGCCUGGAGACGGCCGUGCGCUACCUGCGGGAGCAGGGGGCCCUGGACGAAGCCGAGGAGCUGACGCCCAUCGGGACGCUGCUGGCCCAGCUGCCUGUGGACGUGGUGGUGGGCAAAAUGCUGGUGCUGGGCGCGCUUUUCGGGCUGGCCGAGCCCACGCUGACGGUGGCGGCGGCGCUGAGCGUGCAGUCGCCCUUCCUGCGCCUCUCCAACGCCAACCCCGACUGCGCCACCGCCCGGCGGCCCCUCGAGAGCCCCCACGGGGACCCCCUGACGCUGCUCAACGCCUUCAACGAGUGGGUGCAGGUGAAGUCGGAGCGCGGCGGCAGCUCGCGCAAGUGGUGCCGGCGGCGGGGCUUGGAGGAGCAUCGGCUCUACGAGGCUGCCAACCUGCGGCGGCAGUUCCAGGAGCUGCUCCGAGACCACCGGCUCCUGGAGGCGGCCCCCAGCCGGCCCAGCGACAGCUACAGCCGGCAGAGCCGGCACCGGGAGCGCCGCGAGCUGCACCGGCUCUGCCGCCGCCACGCCGAGACGCAGGGACGGAGGCGCAAGGUGCUGCGGCUCCAGGACGGCACCGCUGGCUCCUCUGGCGAGGAAGAGGAAGGAGCGGGCGCCCACGAGCCCGGUGAGCGCAGUGUCGACAUCCAGGACGUCAAGUUUAAGCUCCGCCACGACAUGGAUGAGCUGCAGGCCGUGUCCGGCUCGGUCCUAUCGCUCUCGCAGCUCGCCCUGCUCAAGCUGGUGCUGUGCAGGGGCCUCUACCCGCAGCUGGCCGUGCCCGACGCGCUCAACAACAGCCGCAAGGACUCAGAUCAGAUUUUCCACACCAAGAGCAAGCAGGGCGUCGUGCUUCACCCGUCCUGCGUCUUCGCCACCAGCCCGGAGCUGCUGCAUGCCAAGGAGGGGAAGGAGCGCGGCGGGACCAAAGAGGACGGGCUGAGCCGCCACCACCAGCUCCUCGCCUUCGUCUCGCUGCUGGAGACCACCAAGCCCUACCUGGUCAACUGCAUCCGCGUGCCGGCGCUGCAGGCCCUGCUGCUCUUCUCCCGCUCGCUGGACACCAACGCGGACUGCACGCGGCUGGUGGCGGACGGCUGGCUGGAGCUCACCCUGCCCGACGCCGCCGCCGCCCUGCGCUUCCUCGCCGCCGCCCUGCAGCUCCGAGCCUCCUGGGAGAAGCUCCUGGACCAGCAGCUGGACCCCGGGGGCGACGAGCCCAGCUCCAGGGACCUCUCUGCGCUCAAACGGGGGCUGCUGGAGUUCCUGGGGAUGGAGGCGCCGUACCGCCUGCGCCAGCUGACGGGGCUGGAGAAGCAAACUCUCUACGUCGGCCCCCAGACCGUGCCUGCGGCCCCCCAGCUCCCGGGGCUCUUCCAGGGCACCGAGCUGAAACCCGACGAGGUGAAAGGUGGCCACAGGGUGACCGAAUUCCUCACCUACAAUUGCCUGGCCACGGACACAGACCUCUACAGCGAGUGCCUGCGGAGCUUCUGGACGUGUCCCCACUGCGGUCUCCACAUGCCCUUCACCCCCCUGGAGCGAAUGUGCCACGAGAGCACCUGCCAGCCCUCCGAGGCCCCCCCGGAGGAAGAGGCUGGGAGCUCUUCAAAAACCUCCGCCCUGCACCGGCUCUACCACUGCGACAUCUGCCAGCAGGACUUCACCCUCACGCCCACCGACAUCCUCCGGCACAAGAAGCAGCACCAGUGACCCCUGCUCGCUGGGACGCCUGCCCCGAGGGCUUCAGAGCCUCCUGGGGAGGGUGGAGACCCCCAAAAUUGGGGGAAACCCCUGCUCUGCUGCCCUUGGUGCCCUUAGAGACAUCAGCUGCAUCCUCAGGGACAUCGUGUGGCUCAUCGCUGACACUGUCACAUGUCCUCAGGUUGGGAAAACUUGAUUUUUUUUUUUGGGGGGUGUUAAAUAUAAAUAAAUGUGUUUUUUUUGAGAAGCUGGGUGCUGUCCUGGAGGUCGGGGGCAGCCAGGGCAGGGUUCUGGGGAAGUUUCCCCUGCCCCAUACUGCUGCACGGCGCGGCGCAGCCAGCGUGUGGCACUCCCACACCGCAUUUUGUCCCCUGCCUCAUCUCCUCCUCUCGCUGCAUCGCCGCAAAAGGCACCGACAGGGCCUGUGCCACCACAUCGCGACGUCCCCAAGGCCUCGAGGAGCCUCAAGACUCAAAAACCAACCCCAAAACCCCGCGACACCGCUGAUGGGUGACCCGCGUGCCCCUGCUGUGUUACCCUGGGAGGUCUGCUUUCAAGCCGUGGCUGCAAAAAUGCCCUUUUUUUGGGGCUGAAAAUGGCAAUUAAUUAAAAAAUAAAAAGCAAUCUGGUGGUAUUUUU
This is a messenger RNA of Cygnus atratus (black swan), 4095 nucleotides long. RefSeq names its product DExH-box helicase 34 (gene DHX34). Gene Ontology annotation, biological process: nuclear-transcribed mRNA catabolic process, nonsense-mediated decay. The transcript has 16 exons. The record is from RefSeq and is a predicted model, not a curated record. The coding region runs from base 145 to 3465 and encodes 1106 amino acids. Gene Ontology annotation, cellular component: intracellular anatomical structure. Gene Ontology annotation, molecular function: RNA binding; ATP binding. Lineage: Eukaryota; Metazoa; Chordata; Aves; Anseriformes; Anatidae.